Colletotrichum chrysophilum is the source of this 630-nucleotide messenger RNA. RefSeq lists its product as uncharacterized. The record is from RefSeq and is a predicted model, not a curated record. The transcript has a single exon. Lineage: Eukaryota; Fungi; Ascomycota; Sordariomycetes; Glomerellales; Glomerellaceae. Bases 1 to 630 code for a protein of 209 amino acids.
AUGACAGGGAUCAAGACGUUCUACUUGUGCGGUGACUUCCGCGAUGACCGCUUAUUCAUCAUUGAGAUACACACAGGCUUCAGCAGAAAAUCGCGUCUUGGUUCACGACCCGGAAUAUUGCUGCGCAACGGGACCGAUUCCAAGGAUCUCAUCAUCGCAACUGCCGGCGGCGAGUCAGAAUUUGCUGCUAGAGCCUUCGCUGUCAACUCCACCACCAAUAUCUUCCUGCCGCCAUUGGAGCCCCGCGCAAACCUCCAUGACAUGGACACCGAGACUAUGCGCGCCUCAGUAUCAGCGGAAAAGGUGGCGUUUCUGUUUUCCAUUGAGGUUGGUGAGAAGCAGCAACGCGAACGUUUCGAGUGGAGGAAGCUGAAGAAAGGGGAAGGCAAUGAGGCAAAGUCGGGUGGCUUCAGACUCGUGCAGGUCUCCAAAAGACACGGUAGGCCGCAGACGAGCUCCGAGAUUGCUUCUGAGUCUGCCGAUGGGGUACCUUCGUCUUCUCGGGCGGCAGAUGAGAACCACGAGUCUCUUGCGCUGCUAUCGUGGUCCUCGGGCCUGUCCAAGAUGACUCGCCGAUUUCUGCUACGAUUGCAGACCAGUGCCGCGUCCAUGGGGCAUCUUUGUCUUUGA